Phalaenopsis equestris is the source of this 607-nucleotide messenger RNA. RefSeq lists its product as uncharacterized. The coding region runs from base 16 to 501 and encodes 161 amino acids. Gene Ontology annotation, biological process: late endosome to vacuole transport via multivesicular body sorting pathway; vesicle budding from membrane. The transcript is spliced from 3 exons. NCBI's taxonomy places the organism in Eukaryota, Viridiplantae, Streptophyta, Magnoliopsida, Asparagales, Orchidaceae. The record is from RefSeq and is a predicted model, not a curated record. Gene Ontology annotation, cellular component: ESCRT III complex; multivesicular body; cytoplasmic side of plasma membrane.
GGCAGUUCUAGAAAAAUGGCAUUGGCCUCUCUGAGAUCAGGAAAUAAACAGGCUGCUUACAGACAUAUUCGGCAAGCCAAGUUGUUUUCAGAGAAUAAGGCCAAGUGCAUAUCAUUUUUAGAGCGGGUUGAAGAAGUUCUAGCUGUAAUUGCAGAAGCGGACUCCACAAGGAAGGUAUCUGAAGCUAUGCAAAUUGGUGCUAGAGUAAUUAAGGGAAACAUGAUCAGUGUGGAAGAACUAAAUGUCCAACUUCAGGAACUUGAUGGAUUCAUUACUGAUCAAAAGCAAAUUAAUGAAGUCAUAGAAAGCAUGCCACUUCAAUCUGUGGAUUUUGCAGAUGAGGAUGUUGAGGAGGAAUUCAUGAAGCUUGAGAUGGAGCUUGUUGAUGAGAUGCCUCAGACACAUAUACCAAAACCUGCCGCACCGCAGCAAGCUAUCGUUGAGGAAUCACAUGAUACUCUAAGCCAAAAUUUAUCGAAGCUCAACCUGGAAGCGGCUUAACUAGAAUAGACAUUAUUUUACAGUUGCUAAUAGUUUUUCUUAUUGUAAAUAUGAUAGGCAUACAGAGCAUGCAUGGUAGUUUAAGUGUCUGUUUGAGACAGCUUAU